Messenger RNA from Scylla paramamosain (green mud crab), 5569 nucleotides. RefSeq names its product protein EFR3 homolog cmp44E-like. The record is from RefSeq and is a predicted model, not a curated record. Gene Ontology annotation, biological process: protein localization to plasma membrane. Gene Ontology annotation, cellular component: plasma membrane. NCBI's taxonomy places the organism in Eukaryota, Metazoa, Arthropoda, Malacostraca, Decapoda, Portunidae.
UCCAGCCCUCAGCCUUAGUGUGGCUUCGGCCGUGGUGGAGUGAGGGUGUGUGUUGCUGUGCCUCUCCUCGACCCCCUGGCGUUCCCGACCUAGUUUAUCGACUUGGCUUCUUAAAGUGGUGUAGGAAAGCAGGUGUGUAGGUGUGUAAUGAUCAAUAAAUGCUUACCCCACUACCCCCACAACACGCAAAAAAUAGACCUAACCAAUGUGUUGAAGGGCGUGAGUGACUGACCCCGGGAGUGAACCAUCAACAGUGCGUCAGCUCGUAACCCCUUGGCCGUGUAGCGCUGUGUUGUGAGCCAUGUACCGCCCACUGUCUGCCGCGUGGGUGGAGUGGGCAGUGUUGUGGGGCUAAGGGGGAAGGCACAGGCAAGCACGCAGAAAGGUGGACAAAUUGAGUGAAGAUUGAUAGAGAGAUUGAAACGAAAGACGGACAGAGACAAGGAAUUCAGAGAUAGAAAUUAAAACAAGCGGAGACAAACAUUGAAAGACGGAGACUUCGACAAAGAGAUAAAGAAAUAAAAAAAAUAUAAAAAAGACAGAUGGAGUGAAACUAAGACACAAUAUAAAAAUAGACAGUAAAAGAGAGAUUACGAGAGACAAAUCAAAAAAACAAAAGACAAAACAGACGAAUAAUCAAACAAUGAAACAAACAGACAAGCAUACACCUUGAACAGACUAGACUGGUAAACACAGACAGACAGACAGGCAGACAGUAAUGGCUGGAAUAUUAACGUGCUGUCUGGACCGGGAGAGGCUGUCGGAUGCUGUGGAGGCCUUGGCUGUGAAAUGCCCGGAUGCUACCUGUUGUUGCGCUUGCUGCUCUGCAUUCCGUCCUCGCUACAAGAGACUGGUUGAUAAUAUAUUCCCCGCCAUUCCGGAGGAUGGACUGGUCAAGAGUAACAUGGACAAGCUGAUGUGGUAUGCUAUGAACUCCCCUGACAAAUUGGACCGGAUUGGGGAGUACCUAGCAUACAGGUUGUUCAGGGACAUCAACAGAAGGAAGACAGGAUACGUCAUCAUCUCAAUGGAUGCCCUGGACCAGUUGCUUAUCUCCUGCCACGCCAACAACCUCAAUCUUUUCGUCGAGUCUUUCUUGCAAAUGGUACAGAAGCUUCUUGAGUCAACCGAACCUGCCCUUCAGCUGAGAGCCACACAGUCGUUUGAGAAGUUCGCCAACAUACGAGAAGACACUCCUUCUUAUCACCGUCGCUACGAUUUCCUGGUCAGCAAGUUCUCCUGCAUGUGUUACUCCAACGAUGACAACGAGGCAACACGAAAGCAUCUCAGGACUGCUGGCAUCAAGGGACUGCAGGGUGUGGUGCGCAAAACAGACUGGGACAACCUUGGAGAGAACAUCUGGCUACCCACACAUAUGGAAAAAAUUGUCCCAUCACUUCUGUACAACAUGCAACACAGCUCUCUGUACACUGAGGAGACCAAGCCCACAGCAGAUGCCCCAGACAACCACCACCACCACCACCACCAGGGGGACGGAGAGAAGGAACCACACGAAUUGGCUGAAAUGUGUUUACGGGAGCUUGUGUCGCGUGCCACUUAUGGCAAGAUACAUAAUGUUGUCAAGCCUCUGCUGAUGCACAUGGACUUGCAGGGGCUCUGGGUCAACAAUACAUUUGCCGUACAGGUGUUCAAGAUCCUUAUGUACUCUAUACAGGUUCAGUACAGCAUAACGAUCAUUGAGCUUAUCAUGAGCCAUCUUAACGAGAAGGGGAGUGAGUCAGCAAAGAUCAGAACAGGCAUUGCUGAUGUGCUGUCGAAGGUCAUACCCAUCGCUGCCGGGGAGUGUAUAGGUCCGUCAGUCAUCGAGAUCAUUAAUUCCCUUCUGGAGCACAUUCGAGCCUCAGUGGUGGGGGGGGCGAGUGGAGAGGAGGGGUCAGCGGAGAGGAUGUACCAGGAGACCCUCAUCCACGCACUUGGGGAGUAUGCGAACCACCUGCCAGAUUACCAGAAGGUGGAUUCCAUGGUGUUUAUCUUGAAUAAGGUCCCCGGCAGUGACAGGGUGGAUGACGUAGGCUCACAACGUCCUGAGGCAGAGGUGAAGCUGCAACAUAUUCUUCUCAAGUCACUGCUUAAGGUGGGGACGAAAUACACCACAGAACAGUACAGCAAGACAUUCGCACAGUCGUUCCUGGUGCGGCUGAUGCGUUUGAGCAUGUCCAGCGAUGCGGAGGUGCGGCUGACAGUGCAACACAUCCUGCACACACUGCUCGACCGGCACCACAAUGCUCACAAGCUGGCCAAACCUACCCUGGAGAUCACCAAGCUGGGCCUGACGUUCGCCAAACCGGUGCGACAGGACGUUAAUUUCUGGCGUAAGUCGGGCACGGAGCUCCUGCUGUCGGCUCAGGAGAACUGUGAGUUUGCCAACAAUACCCUGGCAAACCUGGAAGCUGUGUUCACCACCCUCAUGCUGCUGCUGCUGGAGAUCCGGUCCGAUGAUGUGAUUGUGGAUAUUCUGAGGGUUAUGUUUCACGUACAGGGCGCGGCGCAGAGUGGGAGUGUGAAGGGCGCAGCUGCCAUCCAACUGCACGGCCUGGUAUCCUCAGUGAUGAUGGCUGUGGCUCACCUGGUCCCCACAUUGAAGGAUCAUGUGGCUGCGGUCGUGAAGAACAGGUCAGACCGCGCGACCCACCUGCUGCCUGACCUCCUGCCUCAGUACGACCCAACCCUGCCCUUUGCUGGCCUGCCCGAGGACCUUCUCUUUGAUAAUGCCACUGUUCUUGACCUUCUCAGUGGCACCAGCUUGGAUGAGAAGCGAUUAACAGCCAGUGUGUCCAGCAUGAAGCGUCGCCACUCAGGGGGACACAACACCUCAAACUCUGCCAUGGACAUCAACGCAAUCAGUGUGGAGGUGGACAGUGCCUGCUCCUCGCCCGGCCUGCCUAGGAAGCCACUGGAGGAGGAGAUCACCUUCGAGUCACUCAAGAAGGUGCUGAUGGAGAGCCCAGAGCAGAAACGGAAAGCAGAGGAAGAGAAGCAGAGACGUCAGAUUACAGAAGCCUUCAUGACAGAAUCGUUCGAAGCGCUGUUUGCCAAAAUCCAAGCACGCCAGCCAGAUAACCUCCACAAUAAGUUGACGGAGAUAUUCAACCGCCUUCCACCGCCCUCCUCCACCGCCACCACCGCCUCCGCCACCACCACCACCGCCACAGCUGCUACGACUUGUGACUCCGCAGCUGCCCUCAUCUCUGCCACCUCCAACUCCCCCUACCAGCUUCCCUACCCAGAUAUUAUCAUUUAUUAACAUUAGUUUGUCUCUCUCUCUCUCUCUCUCUCUCUCUCUCUCUCUCUCUCUCUCUCUCUCUCUCUCUCUCUCUCUCUCUCUCUCUCUCUCUCUCUCUCUCUCUCUCUCUCUCUCUCUCUCUCUCUCUCUCUCUCUCUCUCUCUCUCCUUCCUCUCUUUCAAGCCCAAACACACACACACACACACACACACACAAACAAACAAACAAACAAACACACACACACACAAUAUUCUCUUUUAUAUUCCAAGAGAUAACUAAAAUAAAUAAUUGUUUGAUACAGUGUUAGAGAGAGAGAGAGAGAGAGAGAGAGAGAGAGAGAGGGGUGGGGAGAGAGAGAGAGAGAGAGAGAAAGGGGGGCCACUCAUAGAGAUUAAAGUUUUAGAUUUUCUUUACUAAACUUAAGCAAUUUUAUAUUUAAUUUAAUUCACAUUUAGACUUUUUAUUUUUUUUAUUUAUUUCUACAGUGAGAUGGUUUGUGUGUGUGUGUGUGUGUGUGUGUGUGUGUGUGUGUUGUGAGCAUAGUGAUGGAUUGUGUCGGAAAUAGAAAAUAAUGUUAAUUCUGCCUUUUGACUUGAUUUGUAUAUAUUGCUUAGACACAGAGAGAGAGAGAGAGAGAGAGAGAGAGAGAGAGAGAGAGAGCAGUUUAGUAAAAUCCUCAAGACAAGAGAAAUGAUGAUAAUAAUAAUAAUAAUAAUAAUAAUAAUAAUAAUAAUAAUAAUAAUAAACAAGACAGUUUUUGCCACUAUAUAACUUGUAUAGAUAAUAUUUUUUUUGUUUUCAUAAUAUUUUGUCAAAUAUUUUGUUUCUCACCACUUUUUAAACUCCCAACAAACUAUUUUGCAUUUAUGACUCUCUAUACAUAUAUGUGUGUGUGUGUGUGUGUGUGUGUGCAUUUGUGUGUAUAUUCAUGCAUCUAGUAGUAGCAUACAGCCAGCGUGUGCGUGUGUGUGUGUGCGUGCAUGCAUGUGUAUGCAUGUCAGCCUUUUAGAAGCAAGACACUAGAUAGUUACAAUUAAAUGUCUGUAAAUAUAAUAAGCAAAAGAGGGAAAGAAAGAUUUAAACAUUUGAAUUAAGUAUCAUUACCAAUUAAGUCCACACAAAGUACUGUAAACUCACACAAACCCGUCACAGUGUUGCCAGUGUGGGUGUGUGGGGCGGUGGUGCAGUGGCUAGCAGCUUGCCUCACUGUAGGGGACCCAGGUUGGAGUACUGGGUGUGGGAGAGAUGGCUUAUGCAGUUGUUGUUCUUAUUUGAGGGUUUGGCAUCAUGUACAAGUCCCCUCCAGCUGUUUCUCUCCCUUACAUCUUCCAAUACUACCUCCUCCUUCUUCUGCUCUCCCUUGGCUGUUUCUCCAGUAAGGAUUGGGCAUCAUGUACAAGCCCCCUCCAGUUGUUUCUGUCCCUUGCAUCUUCCUCAGUGCCUCCCAUCACCUGCAGUUCCAUCUCACUCUCUGUCUUCCCCUUGAUCUUCCUCCCCACGCUCUCUGUUACCCAGUGGCAGGUCUGUCUUCAUUCUUAGCUGUUCCUUCCCUCAUGCAUACAAUUUUCAAAGGCCACAUAGAGAAAUAUACACAUUCUCACUGCUCUUUCCCCAGUGAUUAUGUAGAAAUAUUGUUAAACUGUCACUGUAGUCAUAAAAACAUCCUUGAAAAAUACUAUGUUUAUCAGGAAAAGAGUUGAAAUUGAAGGUGGAAGUGUUUGAGAAUGUGGACUUUAGUUGGGAGACUGUCUGUGUGGUGGUCUGUUUGUGUGACUCCUGACAAACUGAGGAGAGAGUGAGAGAGUGCAGUUAUGUCUCUCCCACUCCCUCUCUCCCGUUGAUGGUAGAGGAAAUAGAUAAGAGAUUGAAUUAAGAGUACUGCCAUCCUGUCUUGAAAGACAGAAUGUUAAGAGAGAGAGAGAGAGAGUGCAGUUAUGUGUCUCUCUCUCUCUCUUUCUCUUUCUAUCAUAAUCUUGUCACUUAUAAGAAAGAAUAUGUUAGAGGUUGAGUUAAUCUUGUGGAUAAUGAGUGAAAUACUACCACCAGUUUAGGAAGUAUUAGAAAACAGGAUGAUGUGUUAAAUAUGUAGUAUAGAUUCCUGUUUGGCUUUGAUUGAGUUGAAGGAAAUUAUAUAAGCUUUAAAAAGACAGUUGAAAAUGUGAAAAUAACAAUAAUGAAUGUAUGCAUUUGAUAAAGUAAAAAUAGUUUGAAGUUGAAAAUAUAUAUAAAAUAAAUAGUUGAAAUAUGAAAAAAAGAUAAUUAAGUUUUAUAUUUAAGUCUGUUCUCUAUCAGGUUUUCUUUCAAUUAAUAAAGAGAAAAGUAAAA